UUCUUUUUUUUUGUUAUUGUUGCUACAAAAUUACAUUAAGAACAGUUGAGUAAAUAAUAAUUGUGGGGAAAUAUAGCGAUUAAACAUCUGGACAAAAAUUUGUAAACAUAUUAGAAGAAAAAGAACGAUGGUUAUCAGAAAAAUGAAACGAUGAAAAGCAAUCACUAAAGGCAAAACAGUACUUUCACCAUUCCUCUACGUCUAUGGUCAGAAGAAUUUAAAUGCGAGUAAACUGUCAACCGUCAACACGAACGUCAGGUUACAUUGAAUACACGACUAUGUUUGAAUAUUAACUCUUCAUCAAAUAAUUUUAGCCGUGUUUAAUAUUUCCACUUUAUAAAAUGUCACAAACACCAAAAGCCAAAAAAGAAAUGAAAAGUGCUGGGACUCAAACCAGUAAGACUAAUACUGUGUUAGAAAUAGCAAAUUUGCAAGAACAAGUAAAGCUUCUUACAAUUGAAGUGCAGCAUUUAAGGAAAUAUAUUUUUGAAACGCCUGAAACAGUUCAGAAAUCUAGAACCCCAAGUCCAGUAAAUCUUAAUAAUGUAGAUGAAUUUAAUCAAACAGUACAAAAUCAAAGUGCAUGGAAAAAGGAUACAAAGAUAAUACAGCAUGGUUGUAGUUGUAAAACAAAAUGUUCUUCCAAAAUUUGUGGUUGUGUAAAAAAAAAUAUUCAAUGUACAGGAUGGUGUAAAUGUAAUAAUAACGUUUGUGUUAAUCAGAAACAUGAAAACAUAGAUCAAAACAAAGAAAAUUUAGAACAUAAUGAAUUAACACAUAAAAACAUAGAUAAACCACAAAAAGGAAAUAAACAUAUAUUAAAUGUUAAUGUACAUAAAAGUCUGUUUAGUCCAGAUGUAACAAUGCAAGAGACAGAACCUAAUGUGGAGCAAUAUAGAUCUACAUCUCUAUACUUUGGCAAUCCAAAAAGAUUAACAUUUCAGGCGUCAGAUGAAGAACAGCAACCGAAAGAAAAAGAUAGAAAAUCAAAAAAUAAAACUACUCAAAAGAAGAAAAAUAGUAUCAGGAAAAACAAUCUUGAAGUAAAUAACUCUGAGACUAAUCAAAGGCAUAGAUCUACAUCUAAUGAAGACAUACGAAGAUUAGAUAAUACAAAAAUAGAGAAAUGUGCAUUAAAAAAAUGUAUCUCUAGCGAUAUUCAGACAAACGAGGAAUUUAAACAAAUAAGCAAAUGUAAAAUUAAUUAUGUUCAAAACAUAAAACAUGGUAUGGUAUCUCUGAGACGUCCUCAGCAAAGAUCUAAAAAGGUUGAAGAAAUAGCAAUCAGCAGUACUGUUGAUUCAAAAGAGGAAACAGGUUCUCCAUCAAUAGAAAAUAAUACAGAAGAAACGAUAAAAGAUAAAUCACUUGACAUAGACCAAGACAGAAAUGAUGAUUUUGAUCCUAUGAAACCUAAACGUGAACUAGCUAGAACACCAGUUCGUGAUAAUAGCAUAGAAACAGUACUUUGUAAUACUAUUGAUAAGUCAUUGGCCAUGUCUAUUAUUUCCACAGAAGAAGAAGAACCUGUCAUUCCCGCAGAAUUCAACUAUGCUCAAGUGGAUUGGGAAAAAUAUCAAGCUCAGCUUAUUGCAUGUAAUAAAUGCCAUAGAAAGUUCCAUCCAUUUAGAAUUAAGAAACAUGAAUCUUGCUGUAAAAAAAUGUGAUCUGUAAUUUUGACAUAUGAAUAUGUUUUCAAUUUCUAUAUUAACAUUUGCAGUAUAAGUAAACAACAUAUAAUUUUUUUAUAUUUACAAAUAUUAGACAGGUUUAAUAAUAAAAUAAAUUUCUUACAACUUUGGCCCAUUUAAUAUAAUUCUACUAUCAGAAUCUACUAUACAAUGUUUUUCAAAUAUCAACUAACAGUACAAUAAAACUACCUACAUACAAUAUUAUAUAUAUAUAUAUAUAUAUAUAUAUAUAUAUAUAUAUAUACAUAUAUAUAUAUACAUAUAUAUAUAUACAUAUAUAUAUAUACAUAUAUAUAUAUAUACAUAUACAUAUACAUAUAUAUAUAUAUAUGAAAAUGAUUGUAUGUAUACAUGUAUGUAAUUCCUACGUGCGGGUGGGAAACGUAUACACGCAUAUACACAGAAUAACACACAUAUGCACGCCUUCAAAGUCAUACAUACCAGCAUUCAACACUGGUUAUUAGAAUUUUCCACAUAUUUUCUAAGUUUUAUCUAUCGUACAAUUCUAUGUAAUUAAUAUUUUUUUCAUGUUUUUUUAUACAUCUCUAUGUAUGUACAAUUUGGGGUCAAAUUAUAUAAUGCACAUAUGCUUCAUUGAUAUAUAGUGGAUUUGCGAAAAGACUAAUUUAAAACAUUCAUUUAUGUGACAUUGUAAAAUUAGCAAUGGUUUGCUUUUUUCUAAUGCUUAAGAAGAUAUAAUUUGGUACAUUAUAACAAAAUGGUAUUUUUUUACAGUCUCUUGAGAAGUUAUAUGAUCAUUAUGUGUAUAUUAAAUAAUGUUUCUUUUAUUAAAUUAGCAUAAAAAUGAAAUUAUAAGAGCAAAUUGUAUUGCAUAAUUGUAUUGUAAGAUAAAAUCAUUGUACAUACAUAAGAAAAAAGCAAUAUUGCCGAAAGUUAUGAAAUUAAUUUUAUUUUCAUAUUACAUAGCGAUAAUCAAAUUUAACCGAUAAUAUGUUUCGAUACUCUAAUAUGUGAUUACAUAUAAGUAUAAUGCUUAACUUCUCUUUUUUAGAUACGAUGUAGAGUAUAAACAGCAUAAAUUCGAGUACAUUUCGAAAUAGAACGUAGCUCUGAUAUCUUGUAAUAAAAUACACAAACACCAACAAAUAUGAUUAAAUAUAAUACUGCUCCAAAUAUAAAAUAAAAUUUCGUAUAACCGAAGCAAACUUAAGAGGCACCCAAUAUGUGUGUGACUAGAAAUUAUACUUAUUUUUCUACAUGAUGAAGUAAUCACUUACUUCAAUUGUACAUAAUUAUAUAAAUUGUAAUCCUCUUGAUAAAAUAAUACAUUUUUCAGUAAUAAGAUUCAUCCUGCUCUUAAUUUUAGUUCAUUGGAUAUCACUUGUAGUUAUUUUAAAGAGAUAAAUAACAGUAAAAAAUUUCAAAAUUAAUAUCUACAACUGUUAAUUAGAAUUAAUUGUAAGCAUUCCAAUUCCAUUGUAAAACUAAGUAUAAGCUUUGUUUCUUGUAUAUAUAAGUAGGAGUACAAAAGUAAAGAUAGUUGGCAAUGUUUUAUUAGAACUGGCAUGUAAUAAUGACACACAGAUAUUAUUUCCGUAAGAUACGUGAUAACUCUUUUUAUGCGGCGCAUAGUUAAGAGAUUCAAAUAUUGGAAUUCAUUCACACCAUUCCCAGCAUUAUCUACUUUUAACCUUUAUAUCAAAAGCAUUCUUUUUGAAAGAAUACUCAUUAACAUUGUGCUCACAUUGCAUUUGACUAGUAACAAUAGUACUUUACUAGUACCACCUUGAAACAAUAUUUCGCGAUAUUUAAGCUGCGUUUAUCUCAUUCUCAGUUUUUAAUCGCCACACUAUUUCUUAUUCUUGUUCUUUAUAAAAUUUGUGCCUUUAGAAAAAUGGAAGUGUAUCGAUAGAAUACAAAUGGUAGAAUUUGUUAUCCAUAUAGGGAGACAAUUUCUUUUCCUAAUACCGCGAUCAUUAUAUUUAUACAAAUCUUUGUAUGUUUCGUCGGUAUUCAUUGAUUCUUCUUAACUGUCAAACAAACUUAAUUUUCCCAAGUAUAUGUUGCGUUUGCAAUACUCCAUCAUUUUUAAAACUCUACAAAACACUUAUCCAAGAACAUGUUUUUAAUUUAUCUCCCUCUUUACUAUUAAUUUUACAGAUGCAUUCAUGAUAUAUCAAUUUGCGAACAAACGAGCGUAUUCCACAUUUAUGACAUUGCUUACAAUAUUACUGCUGGUUUUAGAGUCUAUGGUUUCAUAACCAUCUUACAGUUAAUAACACUUUAACGUAAUUAAGGUAUUGUCUAUUAUAAAUUUAUGAGUUUUAUAUCGAUAGAGGCAGCGAUCACAAAGGGUGCACUGCAAUUGCGUAUUUUUCCUUUUUUUUUUGUAAUACAUAUAUUCUUGAAUUUUGAGAUUAUUAUUGUUUUCAGUUCUAUAGAAUGGAAAAAUAAAAGACGUCUUUCAUGAUACAGUAAUAAAUUAUAUACCGUUGAUAAUUUUUAGAAUAAAUUACACCGUGUAUUAUUACUGCAUUAUGUACAUGAUGGUAUUAUAAAAAAGAAAAUAAAAGCAUUUUAUUAAGCAAUAAUUAUACGUAAAACAUAAUGUAAACAAGAACAGUACAAAUAAACGGUAUAAAUAUAAUUUUUUGGUUAAUCUAAUAAUAUUAAAUCUAAUAUUUUUCCAUUAACAGUAUUGACAUCUUGUAUUAAUUUUUAUCAUAAUUUAAAAUAAAUAUUAACAAUAAUUAUUUAAUACAUUCAAAUAUGAGAAACGAUAUAAGCGUUAUGACAGAGAAAUGAAUCGCAUAAAUAGCAUAAUAUAUAUAUUUUAUAUAUUAUUAUUCUUAUUAUUAUUAGUAAUAAUUACUCAAGAAAUUUAUUAAUUAUAGCUUCAUUAAAUUAAAAUAGGAAAGAAAAAAAUCACA
This is a messenger RNA of Bombus pyrosoma, 4582 nucleotides long. RefSeq lists its product as uncharacterized. The transcript has 7 exons. The record is from RefSeq and is a predicted model, not a curated record. Lineage: Eukaryota; Metazoa; Arthropoda; Insecta; Hymenoptera; Apidae. Bases 342 to 1667 code for a protein of 441 amino acids.